CUUUCUCCAUUUCUAAACUAUUCCCGUCACUCUUUAGCGAACGAACUAGAAAAAGUAUAAACCCUAACGAGUAGGGAAAAACCCUAGAAAGUUCCACUUGUACCCAGGCUUCUGCUUCUUCGGCCAUUUGCUAACUCACCAAGUAGCCUACUUUCUCGCUCAAUUGAUCUCUCUCGCCAUCAACAAUGGCGUCUAUGAUGCAACCUCAGAUCAUAUUGCUGAAGGAAGGGACUGAUACGUCCCAAGGGAAGGCACAGUUGGUGAGCAACAUAAAUGCUUGUAUGGCUGUGGCUGAUGUGGUGCGUACCACCCUUGGUCCUAGGGGUAUGGACAAGCUGAUCCACGACGAGAAGGGAAACACGACUAUUUCGAAUGAUGGUGCCACUAUAAUGAAGCUUCUAGACAUAAUACAUCCCGCUGCAAAAAUACUUGUUGACAUCGCCAAGUCCCAAGACUCUGAGGUUGGUGAUGGAACCACUACAGUAGUUCUGCUUGCAGGAGAAUUUUUGAAGGAAGCCAAGCCUUUUAUUGAAGAGGGUGUCCACCCUCAAAAUCUUAUUCGCAGUUAUCGAACUGCUUCUAAUAUGGCAAUAGAGAAGGUAAAAGAAUUGGCUGUUAGCAUUGAGGGAAAAAGUUUGGAAGAAAAGAAAACUCUGCUUGCAAAGUGUGCUGCUACGACUCUGUCGUCGAAGCUUAUUGGAGGUGAAAAGGAAUUCUUUGCACCCAUGGUUGUGGAUGCCGUUCUUUCAAUCGGAAAUGAUGAUAGGCUGAACAUGAUUGGAAUUAAGAAGGUGCCUGGAGGUAAUAUGCGCGAUUCUUUCCUUGUAAAUGGUGUUGCCUUUAAGAAGACAUUCUCCUAUGCUGGUUUUGAACAGCAGCCAAAGAAGUUUGUGGACCCCAAGAUACUUUUACUGAACAUAGAGUUAGAGCUAAAAUCAGAAAAGGAAAAUGCAGAGAUAAGGCUUUCAGAUCCAGCACAAUAUCAGUCAAUUGUUGAUGCAGAGUGGAAUAUCAUUUAUGACAAGUUGGAUAAAUGUGUAAAGAGUGGGGCCAAAGUUGUGUUGUCUCGACUUGCUAUUGGGGAUCUGGCCACACAGUAUUUUGCAGAUCGGGAUAUAUUUUGUGCUGGUCGUGUCGCUGAAGAGGAUCUGCAGCGGGUAGCAGCUGCUACUGGGGGAACAGUACAGACAACUGUGAACAAUGUCAUUGAUGAGGUUCUUGGCUCUUGUGAGCUUUUUGAGGAGAAGCAAGUUGGAAAUGAGAGAUUCAAUAUAUUCAGUGGAUGUCCCUCGGGCAAGACCGCCACUAUUGUCCUUCGUGGUGGAGCAGAUCAGUUCAUAGAGGAAUCCGAGAGAAGCUUGCAUGAUGCUAUUAUGAUUGUUAGAAGGGCUUUGAAAAACUCUACGGUCGUUCCCGGAGGUGGUGCUAUAGAUAUGGAAAUAAGCCGUUUCUUGAGGCACCAUGCUCGAACAAUUCAAGGAAAAUCUCAGCUCUUUAUAAACUCUUAUGCAAAAGCUCUUGAGAUUAUUCCCCGUCAGCUAUGUGAUAAUGCUGGUUUUGAUGCAACUGAUGUGCUGAAUAAGCUCCGACAAAAACAUGCUCUUCCAUCUGGUGAGGGUGCACCUUAUGGAGUCGACAUCAAUACUGGUGGCAUUGCCGAUGCAUUUGCCAACUUUGUUUGGGAGCCAGCAGUCGUGAAGAUAAAUGCCAUUAAUGCAGCCACAGAAGCAGCAUGCCUCAUUCUGAGUGUGGAUGAGACAGUGAAGAAUCCUAAGUCUGAGAGUGCUCAAGGAGAUGCUGCUGCAAGCGCUAUGGGUGGUAGAGGGCGUGGAGGUGGUCGUGGCCGUGGAAUGAGGCGGCGAUAGAUUUCACAAGUUCCUUGCAGAUUUUGCUAUGAUUUUCAUUUAGACUUUUUUGCAUUGUUCACUCCUGCUGAGAUGAAAUCGAAAGGAAUGCAAGGAAAAGAAAGGUGGGAAGCAAGGGGGUUGACCCCUUGAUGGUACGCCAUCUUUGUAUGUGAUGUGAUUCCCAAAAUUGGUCUCUAAAUUCUGGCUGAUGAGUUUAUUUUUAUUUGUGAACUAAUUUCCCGGUUUUGCAACUGUCAUAUUUCCGUUGGCUGCUAAUGUAAUGUAUUUCUAGUUGUCUCCCCUGUCGUAUUGAAAUCAGUGCAGAACUCCCUUGUAAGCCAAUGGAGAAAAAUGCAUCCUUGACCGAAAUGUUAAAAUUUGGAAAUUGUUUC
Molecule: messenger RNA, 2239 nt
Organism: Nicotiana tabacum (common tobacco)
Lineage: Eukaryota; Viridiplantae; Streptophyta; Magnoliopsida; Solanales; Solanaceae
Product: T-complex protein 1 subunit eta
Biological process (GO): protein folding
Molecular function (GO): ATP hydrolysis activity; ATP-dependent protein folding chaperone; ATP binding
Source: RefSeq, a predicted model, not a curated record